Molecule: messenger RNA, 310 nt
Organism: Symbiodinium sp. CCMP2456
Lineage: Eukaryota; Dinophyceae; Suessiales; Symbiodiniaceae
Source: the annotation of a GenBank genome assembly
AUGCAUUCAGAAAGGCCUGUUGCAGAUCCUCCGGCAGAGCCGGCAGUGGCAGAGACCCUCGCGCCCAAUGAAGAGACAAGUACUGGUUGGGCCGCCUUAGCAACGCCGGACUCCCCGACACCGACACCACGCACUGACGAAGUGGAGGAGGCGGAGAUGCAGCUCGCGGCUCCCGCUUUGCCAGAGGCAUCGCCGCCGUUGUCGUCUGUGCCCACUCCUGCGCGGAGCCAGAAGCGACCACUCUUGGCGCCCGCGACAUCAAAUUCUGCAUCGGUGGAAGUGACAGAAAGAGCGGAGACGGCCGAUGCUU